Molecule: messenger RNA, 1888 nt
Organism: Candoia aspera
Lineage: Eukaryota; Metazoa; Chordata; Lepidosauria; Squamata; Candoiidae
Gene: NFKBIE
Product: NFKB inhibitor epsilon
Exons: 6
Coding region: 190-1293 (367 amino acids)
Biological process (GO): cellular response to tumor necrosis factor
Cellular component (GO): cytosol
Molecular function (GO): NF-kappaB binding
Source: RefSeq, a predicted model, not a curated record
GCGGAGCAGGCUUGCUUGCCGUUUCUUCGCAGGCUCCGGUUUGCGCUGUUCUCGGCAUGAGCCUUCUGGGGUUUUCACUUUCUCCUUUCUUUCGGACUUUGCGCGUGCCGGGCUUUUAAACGCCAGCGCCCCGUGUUCCUUUUGCCGGGCGCUUGAGGGGAGAGCCUCGCCGCUUCCUGCGCUGGGACCAUGUCGGGGAUUCGGAGCUGCGGGGAGAAGAAAGAGAUGCAGGUGGAAGGCGGCGGCGCGUACCUGGAAGAAGGGCAGUGCGACUCGGGCAUCGGUUUUAUCCGCUCCCUGCAUGGCCAGCCUGGGGAAGGAGAGCCCCGGUCCCCGGCUGCCGGAGGGAUCCCGCUGGAUAAAGUUCCCGAUCCUUCCAGUCAAGGCAAAGAGGAAUCAGCAGACGAGAGACUCGAUUCGAGUUACGGCUCUUCCUCUAUUGUGGAGUCCUUGGAGGGGCUGGAAGGGGCGCCUAGCCCGGAGGAGGAGGAAAGGCUCAGGCAGCAGCUGCUGGAGACCUUUGCUUUCCUAUCCGAGGACGGAGACACGUUACUUCACCUGGCAAUCAUCCACUGCAUGCCAUCUAUCGCAUUCUGCUGCAUUGCCCAAAUGCCCGUCGAGAUUUUGGAAUUCCAGAAUGAUUUGUUCCAAACUCCACUUCACUUGUCUGUGUAUCUGGAGCAGUAUGAAGUGGUGGAAGCACUAAUUCUGAAAGGGGUGAACACAGCAUUGCAGGACCGCAAUGGAAAUACUGCUCUGCACUUGGCCUGUGAGCAGCAGAGUCUGGAAUGUGUUGAGCUGUUGCUGCCUCUGAAGAAGUUGGUCUCUGACAUGGAGACUAGAAAAACUCUACAAGAUCUGCAACUCCAGAACUGGCAAGGCUUGACUUGUCUUCACAUCAGCACCUUGAAAGGGAACCUUCAGUUGAUGGCAUUGCUGGUGCAGAAUGGGGCUGACAUUAAUGUGCAGGAUGGCACAAGUGGAAAGACUCCCCUCCAUUUGGCCGUGGAGAACCAUGAUGAGCUGGCUGUGAGGCACCUCCUGCGAUUGGGAGCCCAGGUGGAUUCACAGAUGUACAAUGGAUGUACCCCACUGCACCUGGCUGUAGGCAGGAAUGACGCUGCCAUUGCUGCAGUCCUCUGCCAUUCAGGAGCAGACACCUUACUGCGGAAUAUGGAAAAUGAGACAGCUCAAGAUCUGGCAGAUGGCAAUGAUGAUAUCCUUACACUUUUGCCUUUUGAUGACCUGAAGAUCUCUGGAAAGCCUGUGAUGUGCUCCAGUCGGACAUCCUAACAUCUAAAUGGGAAAGUUAAUCUUGUGAGAGGGAGUAAAACAUUGCUGCUUGAGGCUGACCACCAGUGAAUCAUUCCUCUUGUCAUAAGAUGAGCCUUGGGGCAACUUCAGCCAUUUUUGAGACUAUGGAGCCAGUGUGAGAAGAGGAAAUCACUUUGUAUGUUGACUUUAAAUCUUGACCCUAGUUGCGGGCCUGCUAGGGAGCAAACCAUUUGGGUCACCAGAUCAAAGAUACAGACGGUUUCUAAUGUGUAAACUUUACUCCAGAGCAGGGAAAUUCCCAGUUCCCUCCCUCCACUGUUUGCUGCCUGGGAGUGGCUGUUUGUAACAUGGCAAGUCCUGGAUGGCGCAAUGAACUGGGAUGUCCUAGGGAGAGGUUUGGCUCUUUCCUUUCUUCCCUGUUUUCCAGAGAACAAGCCUCUUCCAAAAAGAAGAAGUGGCUGUUUUAGAAAGCCUUUUCUGCCAAAGAUCUCCUUGAUUUUUAUAUCCUUUUGUAACUUGAGAUCUUUGCUUCUUCCUUUCUUUUCCAGUUGCGUUUUUUUUUCCCUUUUCACCUUUGUUUUCCAAUGACAAAAUAAAAUUCUUAAAGUGAAAG